AUGUCAGAUAUAUCCUUUGAGCAUUUUGACCCUGAACUAGAAUUAAAAAAUUUGGAUGAAAAUGGAAAACCAAUUAAGCCCCGUAAAAAACCAGGAAGAAAGCCCAAUCCGCCUUCUCCUGCUCAAAGGAAAGCGCAAAACAGAGCAGCACAAAGAGCAUUUCGAGAACGCAAAAGGCGAGAGAUGCGUGAUGCAGAAACCAACAUCAAAAAAUGUAUAUACAUGCGAGAUCAGGCCAUCAAAGAUGCCAAACAACUGCGAAAAAAAGUAGAUGAAUUACGCUAUGAGAACAACUUUCUCAAGGGACAGGUGUUGACGCUCAAGAUUGCCUGUAUUGCCAAUCGAGUCGAUGUGCCUAAAUUUUGGGAUACUGGCAUGAGAGAUAAAAUGGGCUCCGAUAUCACUACAUUCUCAAGAACAAAAGAUAUACCUCAAUCAUUGGAAUUCUUCUUGGAUAGCAAAAAGUGUAUCGUUACCAUGGCAACCGAAAAUUUGGCGGCAUACGAUAUGACACCUCCUCAAUCUGUGUCAUCCGAGAUACCAAUGCACCACCAAGGGGACCAACAGCACCACAAUUAUACCAACACCAGCACGGGCAACAGCAACACAUUUAUGGAUCAAGGCAUGAUUGACCCUCUAUCACCGCCUGAUCAAUCACAGCAGCACCAAGCACCACCUACUGCUACCCUUGGACUUGACAAUUUCAGUAACAUGAUUCAAUCCGUUUCGACAGAGAUGGACCCUGGGCUAAUGCAAUUCUUGAUGCAACCCGAGACAAUGAACGAGAUAAUGAACCAAAUGAAAGAUGUGCCUCCGGAACUAUGGUUAAGCCAAGUACCUCCCGAAUUUCUACCAUUGAUACCAGCUGAAAUCAAAUCUUAUCUGGAUCAUCCAGAAGCAGAUCUCUUGGAUAAACUCAAGGCAGAAUUCGGUCUGAGUGGUAUCGCAUCACCACCUCAUCCCUCUGAUCCCAUGUAUCACACUACAUCGCCUCCACCUUUGUCUGCUUCUACCUCUGCUCCUGUUCCUACUGCUUCUGUUUCUACCUCUAUCACAGGCAUCCCUCCUCCUCCUCCCUCUCAUACAUCUGAUGGCACACCCAAUUCAACUUUCAAGCCCGAGAUUCCUGUGGAAGAUGACUUUUGGAUGGACAUCAAGAACCCAGCACUACCACCCAAUGUAUCUAAUAAAGUAUAUGUAGCCGGUCCUAUAUCUCCCUUAGAUGCAGUUACUCAGAUGAGAACCAUGCGAGAUCAGAAUGACAAUCGAUACCUGUUGACACCAACUGAACUACAGCGCAAGAUUCCUCACGAUCCUCGCAUUGAUUUGAUUCCAGGCCCUACCAUGAGAGAUUUCAUGAUCAUUUUCCAAGACUAUUACGACGCCAAUGAACUCUUUAACUUUCUUUUGGAAUCAGCCAUGUUUAUUGGUGGUGAAUUAGGCAAUCCUGAUUGUUGGUUCGUGCCACCAAAUUUCAUUCGUAAAUACUGGUUCUUGUGUCCCAAUUAUCGUCCUACACGACCCGAUAAUUCUGUGGAACUCGCUGUAUUCUUUGCACAGAGAAUGAUUGAUUCUCUCAAGAGACGCAAAGAAAUGUAUAUCAUGCGUGAUAAACACAUGGAGUACUUUUUACAGCCCAAUUUGGAGAUGGGAAUGGAAGACGAGGAGGACGAGGAUAGUGAGGAUCAACAGUCUGCUGUAUUUGAACAGCACGAUCGCAUAGAUAUGCUUGUCAUCAACAAUAUCAACAAGGAUAUACCUCGUAUCAUUUCGCCUAACGCGUUUACAGUGUAG
Molecule: messenger RNA, 1794 nt
Organism: Mucor velutinosus
Lineage: Eukaryota; Fungi; Mucoromycota; Mucoromycetes; Mucorales; Mucoraceae
Product: Protein-L-isoaspartate O-methyltransferase
Exons: 3
Coding region: 1-1794 (597 amino acids)
Biological process (GO): regulation of DNA-templated transcription
Molecular function (GO): DNA-binding transcription factor activity
Source: RefSeq, a predicted model, not a curated record